Messenger RNA from Verticillium nonalfalfae, 516 nucleotides. RefSeq lists its product as uncharacterized. The transcript has a single exon. Lineage: Eukaryota; Fungi; Ascomycota; Sordariomycetes; Glomerellales; Plectosphaerellaceae. The record is from RefSeq and is a predicted model, not a curated record. Bases 1 to 516 code for a protein of 171 amino acids.
AUGAAGCCCGCCUUCCUCCUUGCCGUGGUCCAGGCGACCUCGGUCCUCGCCGCCGCAGUCACUCACGCCGAGACCACGGAGAAGCGCGCGCUCCGGCUAGAGCAAAAGUGCGGCAUACUGGGCGUCAUGGAGGUGCCCGAGGGCGAGGACGCCUCCGAGGUCCGCGACUGCCGCGAGCAUCCCACGAGGCUCCUCCAGCCGGGCAUGAACCCGGGCGACGCGCCCCUCCCGACGGACUACGAGGAGAGCUCCGACAAGAGCCCCAGCCCGCAGCACCGGGCGAGGAGCCUGCUCGCCAAGCGCGCGUGCUGGUUCGGAAAGGUGGUCGGGUGCAGCAAGACGGGCUUCUGCUACCGGAAAUGCUGCGACGUCGACGGCCCCUGGUGCUGGACGGCCAAGGGCAGGGAGGGCCUUGGCGGCUGGUGGACCUGCAAUUCCGACCGGGACUGCCUCAUGAGGGACGCGUGCGGCAUGUCUAAGGCGCCCUUGUGCAAGGACUGCGGGUGCAGCUGCUAG